Molecule: messenger RNA, 1839 nt
Organism: Exophiala oligosperma
Lineage: Eukaryota; Fungi; Ascomycota; Eurotiomycetes; Chaetothyriales; Herpotrichiellaceae
Exons: 4
Coding region: 1-1839 (612 amino acids)
Biological process (GO): arachidonate metabolic process
Cellular component (GO): membrane
Source: RefSeq, a predicted model, not a curated record
AUGAAGCUUUGCAACCAUCAUCCGUGGCUCGGGAUAUGCGAGCAGGGCUAUGAGACGUCUCUGAUCGAAACAGGUAGAUUGGAGAUGUUGAGUUCUCGAUUUGAACAACCUGAUGAUGCCUCUCCCAGCCUCAUCGUAUUUGUAGGUCAACAUUCAAAAUCUGUCGCACUCGAGAAGCUCUUCGACAUUCAUCGAACCCGCCUGUUCAAGGGCAAACCUUAUACUGGAGAUGUUGACCUUCAUGUGGUGCCUGAAUCGCCCAAUUCAAGAAGGCCUGUCUUCAUCGCCACUGGUGCAGUCGGUAGCAAGCGGAUUCGUCGCACACCGAACCGCCACCGUUGCCAGGAUGGAAGCAGAUGGCCUCUGCGUACCGUGCCAGGUGGAUCAGAGCCUCAUCAUAUGCAACGCACCGAACAAGCAAUCUACAGCCGACUUCUUCUACCCUUCACUGAUGUUUUCUGUUUCUUUGCCUCCGACCUAGGAGGAUUUCGAGGAGUUGCUUCUCAGUUGGCGGGUUGGCUGCGUGACGUGACCGUCCCUAUCUCCACACCUUUCAUCCGACCUUCCGUGGUCAUCGUGACUGACAAAAUCCCGCUGACCCAAAUGGCAGAAACCGAAGCCCAAAAAGCCCUGCUCUUUUUGUUGAAUGAGGAGACCAGCCAAGAUCCCUCUCUUUUAUUCUCAUGCAUCGAGGUUGUUGCCGUUCCCCACAUUCAGAAAUUUCGUUCCCCAGGAUCCUUGGAACGCCUGAAGCAUCGACUUCUCUUGCGUAUCCGAAAAGCCGAGCAAUUCAGACGUGAGACCCGUACUUUGUAUUCUUUGACCCACUUUGCGGCCUUUUUCAAAUCGGCCUGUGAGCACUUCUCCACCUCGGGCUCGGAGCCGUUUGAUUUUAUCAAAGCCUCUCGGUCUCAUAACCCAUUGGCGGAAGACCAUGCGCUGCACCUGGCGAGCCUCUUGAGGACUUGCAAUACCGCCCAAGAUUUGACCGACUUUGUGGUGCCUGUCAUCGCCUCGAGUCUGAUGAUGGAUAGCUACCCCCCGGACUGCCAUGUGUUUGACUCUGUCCAAGUCUUUCAGUCGAUUUACCGGGACGCUCUCCGUGAAGCACUUGGUGACCGGGUGGUAUCCUUCGAGGGCUCGUCGGAUAUUAUCCUGCGUUCGGCCGUCCUCAAGCUCGUCCAGGGUAAGUUGUCGCAAUACUGUGAUUCACUGGUCUCUGGGACAGAGGUACCCAGUGCGUCUCUACAUUUACAUACACUCCAACAAUUUGUGGACAGAUGGAGUCGUAUCUGCAGCGAGGCCACUUGCCUAUGCUGCAUACGGCGAACACCACAGUAUCGACUCCCCUGUGGGCACUGUCUCUGCGAGACCUGUAUCCAAAUCUUCGGGCAAACCCUAUCCAGUCGGCCAUGGACGUAUGUAAUCUCGUCAUGCUUUCUCUGUAGGCGUGCAUGGGAUCGAGACAUCAGGGUGGCCGUCAAGCCUCCGACCAGUGGAGUGAGCAUCCUCAGCAUCGACGGAGGCGGAACUCGGGCUAUCAUCCCACUAACCGUGCUGAGGAGACUUCAGGACCGAAUUGGCCUCCCGAUCCCGAUUCAGAAGUUUUUCAAAGUGGUAGGUGCCGUCAGCUCUGGAAGUUUUGUCGCAUUGAACAUGUGGAACCGUGGUGACUCAGUCGACAAAUCUAUCCAGAUGAUGUUGCAAUUGGCGGAGGCGGCAUUUGAACAAGAUAAAACCAGCAAAAUUCCUCUGGUCUCUUGGCUCACUAAAAUGGUGAAGUGUCUCUUCUGGGGAGGUCAACGACGAUGCAGGACUGCUCCUACGCCACGGGACUAG